Messenger RNA from Aegilops tauschii subsp. strangulata, 1089 nucleotides. RefSeq lists its product as uncharacterized. The record is from RefSeq and is a predicted model, not a curated record. NCBI's taxonomy places the organism in Eukaryota, Viridiplantae, Streptophyta, Magnoliopsida, Poales, Poaceae.
GCUUUGAGAACUAAUUUUGCAAUAUAUUUUCGGUCUCUCUCGCUCCCCCUGUGUGUAAGGUAACUUUGCACACGUGUGUAAGCUAUACAAAAAACAAACAAUCAACGAUUAGAGUUAGCUACCUUCAUUAGCCCCAUAAAAAUAAUUAUUAAGGAUCUCAAGCAUAUUAUUUACUCAUGUCAAGUUGUCAACAAAUAACUUUAAUUUGAUUGUAAAUUCUUGCACGAUUAUUAAUUUGCAGUUUUAUGUUUCUGCGGCAAUGGGAGUACGAUUGUUUUCUAAAGAAGAUGUACUACUCUAUGUUAAGGAAGGGAAGAUCUCCAGUUGUGAUAUUAAUGGACAAUGCGACACAAACUCUCGAGAUAAUAUCCUUGCAGAAGUGGAGUUCAACCCAUCUGAGCUGCCACAUGGCUGGGUGAAGGAAUUGGAAUACAGAAAAACAUUGGAACGAACAAGGAAAGACCAGCAUGAGAGUUUCCGCAAAAGGCUUAUGAAAAAUGUGAUGACUAAUACAUCUCAAGCAAGUCCGUCGAUACCUAGAAGAUUAAAAAUUGGGAAAAAUAUAAAUCUCAAUGAGCGAAAUUUUAGUGUUUAUGGGGACAACAACACCUCUACAAACUUAUAUUCACCAGAUGAGAACCAAAAAAUCAAGAAGAAAAGCAUGAAGGCUAAUGGGAAAGAAGCAUACUCCUCCAAAACUAUAAGGCGUCCAACAGGGAGGCCAUCUGAAGUAGUGACGCAAACUGAUGGAGACAUAUAUGUGGAAUAAGAAUAGACGGUGAAAACAAAAAAUGACUAGGUUUCAAAGGGAAAACAAACAUGGGACUAGGCAAUGAAUAAAUGGUUGGCACAUUAAACCAGGAUCUAAACUAUAUAAAGCACCAAUGGAAGUUACAAGACAUAUUUGGCCAUCAUUUGGUAUUGCUUUUGUUUUAUUUAUUAGUACGAAGUUUAGUCGGUCUUUAGAAUAAAAGGGGGAUAUGAUCCCCUAGACUUAAUUGGGUUGAAUGAUUGUCGAAGACCUCAAUAAAUUAUGUUAAUAUGUUCCUUUUGUGCAUGAGGUUUGGAUCAGAGGAAAUUUGAGGCAAA